Messenger RNA from Hibiscus syriacus, 852 nucleotides. RefSeq lists its product as uncharacterized. Gene Ontology annotation, molecular function: DNA-binding transcription factor activity. The coding region runs from base 1 to 852 and encodes 283 amino acids. The transcript has a single exon. NCBI's taxonomy places the organism in Eukaryota, Viridiplantae, Streptophyta, Magnoliopsida, Malvales, Malvaceae. The record is from RefSeq and is a predicted model, not a curated record.
AUGGAAAACGAAACUUUUUCCGGAGAAACAUCAGAUUUAAGACCAUCAAAGCCGAUCAAGAUUCUAAAACUGAAGAUCUCGAAACGUUGUAAUCAACAUAUAUGCCCCGUUUGCAGCAAGGAGUUUACCUCAGGGAAGGCAUUGGGAGGUCAUAUAAGGAUUCACACGAAGGGAAACAAAAACAAUGGUCGCCAUAGAAGGAUUUCGAAGCUUCGUUCCGACCCUAAGAAACGGAUCUCGCCGAAACAUAGUGAUGAUCAAGAUGAUGAUAAGGUUGUCAAUUGCUGCGUGUGUAACAAGGAGUUCAAGUCAAUGAAAUCUUUGUUCGGGCACAUGAGGAAUCAUCCCGAACGGAGUUGGAGAGGGGUCCGACCGCCGCCUUCUGACAAAAACAGCUGUUGUUCGAGUGUUUCCGAAGACGGCGAAGCUAUGGAAGUCCAUCAGGUUAGCUUUAAAAAAGAAGAAAACUCGGAAGAGGAGGAGGUUCUUGAAGCUGCUUAUUGCCUGAUGAAGAUAGCUCGAGGAGAUUCCUUUGAGUUUGAUCAGUCAAGGUACAAGCUUCCAAUUGAUAUGAAUGGUUGUUUUGAUCAAUUUCACAAGUUCCCAAGGAAGCCUGUUGAAGAAUGGUGUGAUCUAUCAUCCAUGGAAGGUUUCUACCCCAAAAACCCUAAUGGCCAUGGAAAACAAUUUGAAGCUCCGGUGAACAAAACCGCAGCACCAGCAACAGUGGAGGGCGAAGACCGAUGUUCCGAAACUGAAGGCAGUCAUCAGGUUUGUUCCCGCAAGAUGCUUGAUAUUGAUCUAAAUGAAUCUUAUGUGCCAGUAGAUCAUGAGGGUGCAUGGAUCAUGUAG